AUGGCAAACGAAGCGAGAUCAACCUUGAACCGAGAAACGCGCGGACCGGAGGUGUCGGCCUUGGCCGAUGCUUACUUAGCCGAUCUCGACCUCCCCCAGUACGGCAUGGUCAAAGAAGUCUUCCUUAAAGCAUAUGAGAUGGGAUACCUCGCAGGUUUGGCCAAAGCCUUGAGGCAAGCGAGACAAGUCAGCCGGGAGGGUGACGAGGCGGGCUGUCGCGAGGCCCAGGCCGAGUUCGAGGUAGAGGAGUCGGUGGACGAGAACGAGGAGGACUCUGAAAACGACGAUUGGUCGGGUGACGUCGUGAGUGCGUGGGUUGAGACGAUGUCCCCCGUCAGGCAGCGGAACCCGUUUUUCCGCUACGCGCGGUCGACCAUCCCCCGUGCCCAUCUGGCGGCGCUGGCGGCGGUUGAACCGGGCGAGAUCGCGGAUGUCGAGACUGGCUCCCGCGCGGCGCUCGUUGCGCCGACACCUUCGUCCUCUCCGCCCGCGGCUGCCGUUCGUGAGCUGUCGGACCUCGAGCCUCGCCUCCCCGCGGUGCUCGCAGACGUCAGUGCCGGGGAUAGCGCCGCUGCCGCUGCCGCUACCACCGCCCCCGCCGCCACAACCACAACCACGACCACCGCCGCCACCCCCACGACCGCCCCCGCCGCGACGACGUCCGCGGGCCAGCGGGAUUCCCUCUACGGAAUCCCGCUGGCGUACACGAUCGUGCCGAUCGACGUCCAGGCCCUGCGCAAGAAGGGCCCCACGGUGGCCGAGAACCCGUACCGGGUCGUGAUCGGCCCGGUAAGCGACGCGGCCCGUGAGGCCUGGAAGGGAGACCGGGGAAAGGCCUAUCUCCACAAGAAACUGGGCGGCGACAGGAGGAGUGGCCUCCAUCUGUGCCAGAUGCUGCGUGCCCACGACGGGACGUUUUACGUCCUGGCCAUGUUUGCCAGCCAGCAAUACGCGAGCAAGACGGUGGAGCUAAUGGGACGGGGCUAUCCUUGCGGAGGCUCGAUCAUGUGGGCGUGGACUUGCCCGGAGGAGGAGUGA
Molecule: messenger RNA, 1038 nt
Organism: Chaetomium strumarium
Lineage: Eukaryota; Fungi; Ascomycota; Sordariomycetes; Sordariales; Chaetomiaceae
Exons: 5
Coding region: 1-1038 (345 amino acids)
Source: RefSeq, a predicted model, not a curated record